Molecule: messenger RNA, 2029 nt
Organism: Lentinula edodes (shiitake mushroom)
Lineage: Eukaryota; Fungi; Basidiomycota; Agaricomycetes; Agaricales; Omphalotaceae
Product: amidase signature enzyme
Exons: 7
Coding region: 395-1960 (521 amino acids)
Source: RefSeq, a predicted model, not a curated record
ACCGGUGCUGGUGACGGUAAUCAGUGUUGAUUCAACUUGAAACAAAACGACCGCAAAGGCUAAAACGACGAUUCCGCGGCUGGAUAUAGCGAAGAAGGGACCGAUGGAUGUAUUGGGAUAUUGGAUCUCAUUCAUUGCCUCAACCCGGCUUCCACUUGUUUGUACGAAGAACGCAGUUACGCUGAGGCACCGAAGGAUACAUAGUACAGUGCACUUCACGUGACAAUUAGUAUAUGAUAAUGGCUCCACGGAGUCCGCUCAGGUCCGCUCACUCAAGUCUCGAAUCAACCAGCGUGAGGGAAUAUCAGGGAACAUCGGUUCAGAAUAGCAGACCUUCUACCGGGCUGAUGUUCUCAUGUACUACAAAUUCUCCCCAGAUCCAUAUCCUCAGUGAAUGACAUCCUCCGAGCACUGUCUUCCAGACCUCUAUGAGGCUGGUAUUGUGGAGCUGCAAGCAGCCCUCGAUGCAGGGAGAUUCACAAGCGUUGAUCUAGUAACCGCUUAUCUUGCUCGUAUUGAAGAAGUCAAUCUUCAUGGCGCGGAAUUGAGAGCUGUUUUGCAGGUCAGCCCUGUUGCGUUAGACGCAGCGGCGAUAUUAGAUGAAGAAAGGCAACGUAGCGGAAAGCGUGGUGUGCUGCAUGGUAUUCCAGUGCUAUUGAAGGACAAUAUGGCAACAUUACCAUCUGAAGGCCUGGGCACGACUGCUGGGUCUCAUGCCCUGUAUAACUCGAUAGUCCCAGACGAUGCAGGUGUGGUGAAGCGUCUUCGAAAUGCUGGGGCCAUCAUUCUUGGCAAAGCCAACAUGUCCGAAUUUGCCCACUUUCGCGGUCCAGUUCCCAGUGGCUGGUCAGGUUUAGGCGGCCAAUGUAAAAGCGCGUAUCAUCCCAAAGGUUCACCUGGUGGAUCUUCAUCCGGUUCUGGUGUCGCGGCUUCUGUGGGACUAGUUACAGUGACUCUUGGGACAGAAACGGACGGGAGUAUUACAUCGCCUUCUGCAAAUAAUAAUGUCGUUGGAAUUAAGCCAACCGUCGGGCUCACGUCUAGGGCCGGAGUACUUCCCAUCGCAGCCGCUCAAGAUACUGUCGGUCCAAUGACUCGAACAGUGCAAGACGCUGCCAUUGUACUUUCCGUCAUAGCCGGCGAAGAUCCAAACGACCGACGUACUCUCUCUCAACCUCAUCCUGUGCCGGAUUACUCCAAAGCCCUCGACGUUAAUGCCCUCCGCGGCAAACGGAUCGGCGUUCCUCGCUCCAGUAUACCCUCAGAUACUAUUGACGUCCAAUCCAUACUCUCCGCCUUUGACGAAUCUCUCCGUAUCAUGGAAUCCCUUGGUGCUACAAUCGUCGACCCAGCGAACUUACCUUCCGCAGAGGAAAUCAAAGGCUUGAACCGUCUGCAAGUGCUCCACGUCGAUUUCAAAAUCGAACUUAAUGAGUACCUAGCUGCGUUGAAGGAAGUCCCUACUGGUGUUCGUACGCUCGCAGAUUUGAUUCAGUUCAAUAUCGACCAUGCUGAGUUGGAGCUUCCGGAAGGCUAUUCAAACCAGGGGAUAUUGAUUGACAGUGAGGCAACGAAUGGGCGUGACGAGGCUUACGGGAAAGCACUUGCAAGGAACUUGGAGCUGGGUGCUACGAGGGGAAUUGAUGCAGCGUUGAAGGAAUAUAAACUUGACGCAUUGGUGUUGCCAGCCAGAGACACAACAACCCCCGCUGCCAUUGCAGGGUAUCCAACUGUUACAGUUCCUUUAGGCUUCUUCCCCGAAGAUGAACCAAUCAAGUACGAUGGAAAUAUCGCGUAUCCUGCUCCGGGUAUGCCAUUCGGCUUAUCUUUCAUUGGAACGGCGUUCGAUGAGUAUGCACUUAUUGGGAUGGCGUAUGCUUUUGAGCAAAAGACAAAAUUUAGGACGAGUCGUAGAGCGAUUGCAGAAGCCAUACCGAAGACUCAGUUGAAGGAGAGUUAGUCGACAUCGCGCUAUUGUCUGUUAUUUCCUUGAGAAACAAGUUAAUUUAUGAUUAUUGAGCUUGCCCCA